This is a messenger RNA of Anopheles stephensi (Asian malaria mosquito), 1868 nucleotides long. Its product is annotated as protein henna. Lineage: Eukaryota; Metazoa; Arthropoda; Insecta; Diptera; Culicidae. The transcript is spliced from 4 exons. Gene Ontology annotation, molecular function: iron ion binding; phenylalanine 4-monooxygenase activity. The coding region runs from base 315 to 1658 and encodes 447 amino acids. The record is from RefSeq and is a predicted model, not a curated record. Gene Ontology annotation, biological process: L-phenylalanine catabolic process; L-tyrosine biosynthetic process.
AAUGUGUGGUACGGCCAGAGCCAGAGAUCACCGGAGGAUCGUUCGAUCUCGCUUCCGCUAUCGCUCGUGUACGGCGAGCGCGAUUUAAAUGCUUCCUUCUUGGUGUCGUGCCGGUACAUUACUAGCUGGACAGCCGCUUAAGCCGGUACGGGUCUUGAGAAGUGUUUUACGUGGUGGUGCAACUACUUCCCCACAGUGUUGCCUGUUUUAAGUGAUCGCUUCUUUGUGUGUUUAAGCUGUGUGUGUUUUGAAGUGUUCCUUCAAAGUGUUCCUAAAUCGUAUCGUAAAAGCUAUCCCAACUACAAACAGCAACCAUGUACGGACGGCAGGAAUCACAGGGGCCCACCCUUAAGGAAGGCGGUUCCUACAUUAUGGAAGGACACGAUGCUGCCGAGGCGAAGAACGUGUGCCUCAUCUUCUCGCCCGAGAUGGAGGAAGCGGGAGCGUUGGCGAAGAUGCUCAAGAUCUUCGACGAUCAUCGUGUGAAUCUGCUGCACAUCGAGUCCCGAUCGUCUACCCGUGGACCGGGCUACGAGUUUAUGGUGGAGUGCGAUGGAAAGCGGGGAGCACUCGGACCGGCCAUCGAAGCGAUUCAGGAGAAGAGUAACUACUUCAACAUUAUCUCUCGGGAUUAUAAGGAUAAUGAAGCAACGGUCCCCUGGUUCCCGAGACGUAUCCGUGAUCUGGAUCGGUUCGCCAAUCAGAUCCUUUCGUACGGUGCCGAACUCGACUCAGACCAUCCCGGAUUUACGGACGAAAAGUACCGCCAGCGUCGCAAGUACUUUGCCGACAUUGCGUUCAACUACAAGCACGGACAACCGUUACCGCACGUGGACUACACGGAGGAGGAAACGAAAACGUGGCGUGAGGUGUUCCGUAACCUUACGAAGCUCUAUCCGACGCAUGCCUGUCGGGAACACAAUCACGUCUUUCCGCUGCUGAUUGAGAACUGUGGGUAUCGUGAGGAUAAUAUCCCCCAGCUGGAGGAUGUCUCAAACUUCCUUAAGGAUUGUACCGGAUUUACGCUGCGCCCGGUGGCUGGAUUGCUUUCGUCGCGUGACUUUUUGGCUGGGUUAGCGUUCCGCGUGUUCCACUCGACGCAGUACAUUCGGCACCCGAGCAAGCCACUUUACACUCCCGAGCCGGAUGUGUGCCACGAGCUGCUGGGACACGCACCGCUGUUUGCUGAUGCUUCCUUCGCACAGUUCUCGCAGGAGAUCGGAUUAGCGUCGCUGGGAGCGCCGGAUGAGUUUGUCGAGAAGUUGGCCACCUGCUUCUGGUUUACGGUCGAGUACGGUAUGUGCCGCCAGAACGGUGAGCUGAAGGCGUACGGUGCCGGGCUACUUUCCUCGUUCGGCGAGCUUCAGUACUGUCUCACGGACAAGCCGGAACUGCGCGAGUUCGAUCCGGCCAAAACGUGCGAGCAAAAGUAUCCGAUCACCGAGUACCAGCCGGUGUACUUCGUGUCCGACAGCUUCGAGGACGCGAUCCAGAAGAUGAUCAACUACGCCAACACGAUUCCCCGCCCGUUCGGCGUACGGUACAAUCCGUACACGCAGAGCAUCGAGAUACUGGACUCGGUGCCGCAAAUCUCCAACCUCAUGCGCAACAUACACAACGAGUUCGAGGUGUUGCAGAACGCGUUCAAGAAGCUGUAAGCAGGGAGAGGACGGUGCAUUAGAGGCCAUACAGAGUACAAUAUCCGGUGCUUAUUAGUUAAGUUUUUCGUAAGCGUUUCGAUUGUCGAAGUAAAAGGGGCAGAUCGUUUCUGUUUUUUUUUAACUUUUAGUUCUUAAGCGUUAUUCUCAACAAAUUUGUUUUGCGUUACAAUCAAACUGUGAAAUAAAUUGUCACACUUUGUACUGAAA